Messenger RNA from Wyeomyia smithii (pitcher-plant mosquito), 1885 nucleotides. Its product is annotated as apyrase-like. NCBI's taxonomy places the organism in Eukaryota, Metazoa, Arthropoda, Insecta, Diptera, Culicidae. Gene Ontology annotation, biological process: AMP catabolic process. Gene Ontology annotation, molecular function: metal ion binding; 5'-nucleotidase activity; nucleotide binding. Gene Ontology annotation, cellular component: plasma membrane. The record is from RefSeq and is a predicted model, not a curated record. The transcript has 8 exons. The coding region runs from base 19 to 1680 and encodes 553 amino acids.
GCAGCCGUAGUCAUUUUGAUGUUCUCUGCGCGGCUGGCCGCGGCACUAGACAAUAUGCCCCCCAAUGGCAACGUCAGGGGAUUAAUUCCGCUUACGUUAAUUCAUGUUAACGAUUUCCAUGCGAGAUACGAAGAAACGACCUUACAAUCAAAGGUUUGCUCACAACAGGUUCGCGUCAACGGCAACUGCAUAGCUGGCAUCGCUAGGGUGCAGUAUACAGUCAAAAAGUUACAAAACGACUACAAGGAACUUAAUUCAAUCCAUCUGAACGCUGGAGAUAAUUUCCAAGGAACUUGGUGGUACAAUCUGUUGAAAUGGAAUGUUACCGCUGCGUUUAUGAAGAAACUAAAUCCGUCUGUUAUGGUCCUAGGUAAUCACGAAUUCGAUGAUGGCGUGAAAGGUCUUAAACCCUAUCUGGACGAACUGGAGAAGAACAACAUUCAAACAUUAGCUGCGAACAUAAUACUGAACCACGAUAAAGAGAUGAGCCGAUCGAAGUUACCAAAAUCGACGAUACUAACCGUGAACGGGCAGAAAAUCGGUGUUAUCGGUAUGUCGUACUAUAAAACUCAUGAAAUUUCCAAUACGGGAGUGGUGACCUUCUCCAGUGCUAUCGAGGCGGUCAAGUCGGAAGCUGCUGAACUAAAGAAGAGAGGCAUCAAAAUCGUGGUGGUACUUUCUCACAGUGGUUUGGCAGAGGAUACAAAAAUCGCGCGAGAGGCGGGAACUGACAUCGACGUGAUUGUCGGUGGCCAUUCGCAUACUUUUCUGUACUCUAAGGAGUCCAAAAUGCCCUACGAUGAGAAGAAUGAUGUGAUUGAAGGAUCCUAUCCAGUGAUUGUUGAAAACAGUGAAAAUCAUCAGGUUUUGAUAGUUCAAGCAAAAGCGCACCGAAAAUAUGUGGGCCGAUUUACCUUAUAUUUCGAUCAAGGUGGUCAUGUUAAAUACUGGGAAGGUUUUCCGCUGUUCGUUAAUGGAUCCGUUCCCCAAGAUCCAGAAGUGGCAAAAGAUAUGAUCCGGUGGAGAGAAAGUGUGAAUAAAAUAGGCUCAACUGUUGUUGGUCGUACCGAAGUUGAAUUGGUGCAACAUUCAUGCCGCCAGCAGGAAUGCAAUUUGGGACUUCUUGUCGCUGAUGCUUUCGCAGACUAUUACACCAAUCGGACCUUCAAACCGGUGGUCGUCAUUCAAGGAGGAAAUAUUAGAAUCCCAAUAGAAAAAGGAGAUAUAACCCAUGGUGAUAUAUUUGAAGUUGUACCAUUUGGUUCGACGGUGGAUUUAAUCCGUUUAAAAGGACGGCAUAUUUGGGAGGCGGUGGAGAAUUCCCUCACACCGGACGCUGCGAAUCGGCUUAACUGUUUGCAAGUCUCCGGUUUGCGGAUGGUAAUCGAUGCUAACAAAAAGGUCGGAGACCGCGUUAUUUCAAUCAAAGUUCGUGAUUACAGAAAUCCGAAUGCUGAAUUCUAUCAACCGCUGGAUUUGGAGGCUGACUACUACGUGGCCUUGACGUCCUACCUGGCUGCCGGCAAGGACGGGUUCGUUUCGUUGAGCAAAUUCACAUCCCGAUGGAAAGGUCCACUGGAUGCGGACGUCGUUAAAGCUUACGUAGAAAAAAUUGGUGUGAUAAAUGAAAUAGCGCUUGGACGCGUGAAAAUAGUCGGUAAAGAUAAUCGUAGAAAGUGAUUGACGAAAAAUUACUGGCAUGUUUUUUGAUAAAAAUCACUAACAUUAUGUUCUACGAAUGUCUGCUUUUGCGUCUUUAGCUCCGCAAAGCCUUGGCCGUACUUGGUACGUACGGGAUGGGUUUUUGUGGAAUAAAAAAUAAGCGAAAAAUUAACAUUAACAUUAUUGUUGAUGACGGUGAGCAUGGUAGCUUGUGUAUCACUAG